Molecule: messenger RNA, 1201 nt
Organism: Rhododendron vialii
Lineage: Eukaryota; Viridiplantae; Streptophyta; Magnoliopsida; Ericales; Ericaceae
Product: chlorophyll a-b binding protein of LHCII type 1
Exons: 1
Coding region: 231-1022 (263 amino acids)
Biological process (GO): response to light stimulus; photosynthesis, light harvesting in photosystem I
Cellular component (GO): chloroplast thylakoid membrane; chloroplast envelope; plastoglobule
Source: RefSeq, a predicted model, not a curated record
GUGUAGAGAUUGCCAAAUGGGCAUGUAAUAUCAAGCUCCCAGAAUGCCAUCAACCAAUAGGAAAAGAGAUAGAGAUAUCUAAAGAUAAGGACCCCUUUGAUAUCCAGAUCAUAUAAAUACAACACUUCCAACCGAUGAUACUCAAACCACUAACACCCAUCUCUAGCUCUUGAUUUCCUGGGCCUGCAGCCAGUUUUCUUUUCUCUAGUUCUAGUUCAUUUUCUCUGAAAAUGGCUGCUUCCACCAUGGCCCUCUCUUCACCAUUUGUGACUGGAAAGGCAGUGAAAGCUGCUUCCUCUGUUGCCAAAGGUGGCAGGGUCCUUAGGAUCACCAUGAGGAAGGCUGUUGCCAAGCCGUCCGGAAGCCCAUGGUACGGCCCGGACCGAGUCAAGUACUUGGGCCCAUUCUCCGGCGAGCCACCAUCCUACCUCACCGGGGAAUUCCCCGGUGACUAUGGCUGGGACACCGCUGGGCUCUCGGCCGACCCAGAGACCUUUGCCAAGAACCGUGAGCUCGAGGUGAUCCACAGCAGAUGGGCCAUGCUCGGAGCUCUUGGGUGUGUCUUUCCCGAACUCUUGGCCCGCAACGGUGUCAAGUUUGGCGAGGCCGUGUGGUUCAAGGCCGGAGCCCAAAUCUUCAGUGAGGGCGGACUUGACUACUUGGGCAACCCCAGCUUGAUUCAUGCUCAAAGCAUUCUGGCCAUCUGGGCCAGCCAAGUUAUCUUGAUGGGGGCUGUUGAGGGCUACCGUAUUGCCGGUGGGCCGCUCGGUGAGAUCACCGACCCUCUCUACCCCGGUGGAAGCUUCGAUCCAUUGGGCCUUGCUGAUGAUCCAGAGGCUUUUGCUGAGCUCAAGGUGAAGGAGCUCAAGAAUGGAAGACUUGCCAUGUUUUCCAUGUUUGGGUUCUUUGUUCAGGCUAUUGUGACUGGAAAGGGCCCAUUGGAGAACUUGGCUGACCAUCUUGCUGACCCAGUUAACAACAAUGCCUGGGCCUAUGCAACCAACUUUGUCCCCGGGAAGUGAAUGUGAAGGGCAUAGAGAGAUAUGUGUGAAACCUGAAUGGUUUUUCCUAUCCAUUUGAAUGUGAAUCUGAAUUUGUGAUGUGUAAAUUGCUUGCGAUUGUUGCUGAAAUGUGAAUAAUUUGAUCUGUAUGUCCCCAGAGUUUUGCUAUGUUGAAAUCUACGUCACGUUUUCGUUGUUUA